GGUUUACAGUGGCCACCUCAGCAGGGCCAACCUUUGCCCCUAGGAGAUCACCUGUUCGAUAGGUGGAGACAGCAGACUUUACCUGCUGUCCCACACAAAGGAAGCCUCUGGAGCUAUGGGAACAGGAUUGCGCAGCCUCUCCUUUCGAGAAACCCGGUCUUCCUAUGGGAAGCUCCAGGAAGGACAACUCCGGCGAGCACUGAGUCUCCGGCAGGGCCGGGAGAAGUACAGAUCUCAGGCCCCGGAUGGAGGCCCAGACGGGCUAGAGGGCCCUGCUGAGGAGAGGCUGCCCGGGAGCCUGGGGGACACAGAGCAGCUGAUCCAAGCCCAGCAAGGAGCAGGCAGCUGGCAGUGGCUGAAACAGUACCAACAGGUGCGGAAAAAGUGGGAGAGCUUUGUCGCCAGCUUCCCCCGCGUGGCCUUGAGUCAGUCGGCCUCCCGAGAGUCCCUGCAGGACACCACUAGCUAGCAGUGCUGGAAGACGGUGACCCGAUGUUGACUUGGCCUCUUCGCGGCUCUUCUGGACUAUGGACUGCUCCAGCCUGUGUCACGUGGCUGGAGGAGGCCCCUCUUCAGUUCACGUGGAGCCCCUUGUGGCUGACCCAGGUCCUGCCCCUCCCACUCCAAGGCUGGCUCUCAGCAAAGACUCCUAAAGGGCUGAGAAGGGGUCAGCUCUGUGUCAUUUGAGCCCCCAGCACUAUGACGUGCAUGAAUAGGUUUUAGGAGCCUGCUCAGAAGCAAGGGUGUCAGUGCCCCAGCCCCACACAAGACUCCACAAGAUCAUUCACCUACUUCCAGGACAGAGCUUGAGGAAGCCAGACUUGUGGCUGAGAAGCUCUUGCAUGGCCAUCACUUGGUCACAGGGUCACCAACUGCUGCUGGUCAGCUUCUGAGGGUCCUGGACACAGGUCCCCUCCCAGACAGUGAGCCCUCACAGGCAAGGACUGCGUCUGGGAGUCCCUCUGUGCUGAGAAACCUCUGGCCAAAAGGCCCUGCUUAUUUGUUGCUGCCUUCUGGCCUCACAGUAUCCCAAUGAAGGAAGCAAGAGGAGUGUUCCUUUUGACAGAGGGGAAACUGAG
Messenger RNA from Octodon degus (degu), 1079 nucleotides. It is a transcript of the gene CUNH11orf86, whose product is annotated as chromosome unknown C11orf86 homolog. The record is from RefSeq and is a predicted model, not a curated record. NCBI's taxonomy places the organism in Eukaryota, Metazoa, Chordata, Mammalia, Rodentia, Octodontidae. The transcript is spliced from 2 exons. The coding region runs from base 116 to 469 and encodes 117 amino acids.